Molecule: messenger RNA, 1322 nt
Organism: Cucurbita maxima (winter squash)
Lineage: Eukaryota; Viridiplantae; Streptophyta; Magnoliopsida; Cucurbitales; Cucurbitaceae
Product: pentatricopeptide repeat-containing protein At4g18975, chloroplastic
Exons: 6
Coding region: 235-1050 (271 amino acids)
Molecular function (GO): protein binding
Source: RefSeq, a predicted model, not a curated record
GCUAGCUCCAUUUUUCCGUUUCGUUCGUUCCCCAAAGAACGAUCAUCAUCCAAAGCUUCUGCAGCUGCAGGUAGAGUUUCGGUGCGCUUUGUUUAAUUCCUGUUGUUGUUUCGCAUAUGUUCUCAGCCGUAGAGCCCUUCUUUAUCCUGAAUGAAUCAACCCCUUCGGCCAUAGCUCAAUUUCUUUAUUAUACUUAAUACCCAAUACGUUAAGCGCUGAAAUUUGAAAAAUCUGAUGCUUGCUUACCGUGGAAGCUCAACUGGGUUCGAUGCCCUCGUGCCGAAGAAAGUUUGCAUUUACAAUUACAACAAAUUGGCAUUUAGAGCUGCCAGUGUCAAGUGUGUCCACAAGCAAGCUGCGCAGUCGCUUACAAGUUCCACCACAGCUGAGAGACGUAUUGUUAAGAAGAAGGUUGGGAAGGAGGCCCACCAUUUAUGGAAGAAAAGAGAUUCUGCUGGCUCUGGCCAAAAAGCUCUGAAUCUUGUUAGAAUUGUUUCCCAAUGCCCCAAUGAGAAAGAAGCUGUAUAUGGAGAAUUGAAUAAGUGGAUAGCUUGGGAGACGGAGUUUCCAUUGAUUGCAGCUUCUAAAGCUUUAAGAAUACUGAGGAAGAGAAGUCAAUGGAAGCGUGUCAUUCAAGUGGCAAAGUGGAUGCUAAGCAAGGGUCAAGGUGCCACAAUGGGUACCUAUGACACUCUUCUUCUGGCAUUUGAUAUGGACAAGAGGGUGGAUGAGGCCGAAUCUUUAUGGAACAUGAUUUUGCAUGCACAUACUCGUUCCAUCUCUAAACGACUGUUUUCUAGGAUGAUCGCUUUGUAUGACCAUCAUGACUUGCAAGAUAAGAUUAUUGAGAUAUUUGCAGACAUGGAGGAGUUGGGAGUAAGGCCAGAUGAAGACACAGUUAGAAGAGUAGCCCACGCCUUUCGAAAACUAGGUCAAGAAGAAAACGGGAAAACGGUCUAUAAAAGAUAUGGCUGCAAAUGGAAAUACAUACAUUUCAAGAGUGAGAGGGUUAGAGUGAGAAGAGAUGGAUGGGAUGAAGAUGAUAAAUGAACCAAACUGAAAGAAAAGAUUUGUGGCUCAAACUAUUGAAGGGCAGAGACUCCUGAACUUCAACAUGGAUUAGCUCACAAGGUAUUUAUCUACCAAUUGCCGUUAAUUAUAUGCGUUCUAUUGGCAGUCUGGAAGUUAAUUUGCAGUCUAUUUUUCUCCUCUGUUCUAUUUGAACAUCUUAGCAGUAGUAACAGAGAUAAUGCAAACACUGUAAUAUAUUAAUAUGAUAUGAAAAAGGUAGUGUAUAUGUUAAUCAAGGAAUUUAUCUAUCA